Messenger RNA from Cladophialophora yegresii CBS 114405, 3021 nucleotides. RefSeq lists its product as uncharacterized. The record is from RefSeq and is a predicted model, not a curated record. The transcript has a single exon. Gene Ontology annotation, molecular function: protein binding. Bases 1 to 3021 code for a protein of 1006 amino acids. Lineage: Eukaryota; Fungi; Ascomycota; Eurotiomycetes; Chaetothyriales; Herpotrichiellaceae.
AUGCAGCAUUCAGGGACGUUGCAAACGCUGUUCAACGAAGUCCUGGCAGCUUUGGUUCGAAAUGGACAGCUCAUGAGCAUCAUUACACCACAGGGGCUGCAAAAUCUGUUUGACGUUUCAUACCACCUGCGCCGGGCGGUGCCCUCGCUGUACCUCAGCGCUAUCAAUACCAUCAACAAAACCACCAUUCGGCCUGAUAAAGGUCCGCUAGCUGAUGCGGUGUACGCCAAUCUUCGAUCAAACUUUCCCGAGAUUCCUCCGGGUCCUAGCACGUACGGUUCGCUUCUCUCCAUCCAUACCGAACAAGGAGCAUCUGCGCAGGCAUAUAUCCAUUACCUGGAUGAAUUCGCGAAGUUCCAUGGCGUGGCAGAUAGAAUGAGCUACCAGAAGGUACUGUCAGCCCUUGCUGCUCAAGGCGACAUUGACGGUGUGCAAGAGGUGUUUCUACGCCUUUGCCAAGCCCAUGGGCGUCCAACAGAGCCUGCGUUCUAUACACCACUGUUGUACGUCUAUGCACGUCUUGGUGACGUUUCAAGCACAGAACGAGAGCUCCAGACCAUGGAACAGUUUGGGGUGAAACCAACAGCGUAUGCCUGGAACAUUCUGAUCUAUGCGCACGCGAGGUCCUCCCAGCCUGAGCAGGCUUUGCGGGUCUUAGAUAGGAUGCAGGCCGAUGGAGUAACACCAGAUGUAUACACCUUUACGACGUUGAUAGGCGUCUUCGCCAGAAAUGGCGAUACCGACGCAGUCCUCGAUAUCCUUGAGAAAGCGCAGCAAACCCAAAUAAAGGGCUCAUAUGCCCUCAUCACUGGUUUGGUACAAUCAUAUUGUCUCAAUGAUCAAGCAGAAGCCGCAGAGAGGCUUGCAGCCGCGGCCACAACUGCUGCUCUUCGUGGAAACCCUACGACGAUGUGGAACUAUCUACUGAGGCACUAUGCUUUCCUCGCGGAAUCCAAGAGUAUGCUCCGUGUUCAGCAACAGAUGACUGUGCUCGGUGUUGAUGCUGACGCCAUGACCCAUGCUGCCUUCAUGACUGCUCUUGUGCUACUCGGCAAGACUCGGGAUGCUGUGAAAAUACUAAGGACCCUGAAUAUGAGCCAGACACUUGCUGCUACACCGUUUCAUUAUGCCAUCAUCCUUCAUGGCUUUGCACAAGAAGGUGAUAGGGAUAUGGCCAACGUCAUCUAUCAAGAACUCGUCGAGAGAUUCCCCCGUCUCGGGGCCAGCCCUCGUCUUGCCAUGCUACAUCUGCAAGCUGGCAGGAACCCCAUUGAGAACGAGCGACCAAAGUUUGCCGCUCAAUAUCUGGAAGAGAUCCUUCAUGGACUUUCGACAGAAGACCGAGCGAGUCGUCAACCACAGCCUGGGCUACGCCGCCGGCGGAACGUCGAGGCCAUGCCAUCUCUCUAUGUAGAGUACUUUAUCGACCUUCUCUUGACGAGAGGCCAAGUGAAACGCGCGGAACAGCUUGUCCAGCGAUUUGAAGCCAUGCAUCAGUCGUCCUACUUGCAUUUAAGCAGCAGUGCUUCCAUGUCAAUCCCGUUGCUAUGUGCGCGAUUGUCAGUGCAAGCCGAAAAGCAAGCGUGGGGUGAUGUUGAGGCAACUUGGAGACUCACACUUGAGCGAGCCAUCCAAGUAGGACGACCCUCUCGCAUACGCGAACAAAAAUCACUGCCUGAAAUCAAGGAGAACGACAAGGGGCACACGCAGGAAGCCCUAGCAUCUCUGCCACUGCAGCCCGUGGGACUGCCAGAAGAUGGACUGGCCCCCAGCGACAACUUCACAUUCGGCUCCAUGAUCCCAGAGAGCUCGUUGGAUGCUUUCCCGCUGGACGAACCUGGUCUUGCAAUCCUGUAUUCGCAAAGACACAUGCUCGAGGCCCCUCUCAGUCGUUACAUGCACACUUUGGCUGCGAGGCAGCUCCAGAAUUCUGCUAUUACUCUGGUAGCCAAGAUGGAGAAAGUAGGAUUCGCGUUGACCAGUAAGAACUGGAACAUGUACAUUCAGAUCCUGACGAGAUCUGACGAUCCGGAACACUGGCUGCUUGCUUACAAACUUUUUGAGAAGAAGAUGAUCGCCCAUACUCCACCAUGGCCAGUCCUGCAGCGUGGCAAAUGGCUCCCGCCACAGGAAUCAGAGGGUCUACCUUCGAUCCCCGUGCUUCGCAAGGUGGUGGAGAAGCGAAACCCUGCGCAGCUGAUGCCGAGUUAUUACACUGCUGUCCAUCUUGCCAGUGUCUUGCUCAAAGCCAACAGGCUUGCAGCGGAGGGUAACAAUGCAAUAUAUACGGCUAUCUGGAAGAGAGCACCACUCACGUGCCGCUACAUUCGUCGCAUGCCUUACCUAAAGGACCGUAUUCAAGGGCUCCUGCUGCGUAACAGGAAGAAGAGAAUUCUACCACCCAGACGUCCUCGCCUACACACAACUCCUGACCGUUCUGGAGUGCUGGGCAGCAGAUCGCCCACAGACCAUGUGCCCGUCACGGAGCUAGUUGAUCUGGAAUCAGCACUCAAAAUGGACGCCUCUGAGACAAAGACUUCUGCCGCAAAUGCGAGGACCCGAGACGUUUACCGAGCCGAGCUCUACGAAGGGCAGAUCCCCAGAACCCAGAUCACGCGAGAUGAGAAGCGAGCCCCGAAGAUGGAAGCGGAUUUCGACCGCCGCAUUGAACGGAAGGAAGAAAAGCUGCUGCGGACAUUGCAGCGGAUGCGCAAGGAUGUCUCGCUCUCGCGGACUGUAAGUGACAUGUAUAUCGGUCAUCCAACGAUUCCGUCGAGUGUAAAAUCGCUUCGCACUGGAAAUCCACAUCAAGCAAGGCAGACUCUAUACGGCACGGAGUAUCAGCGCUUGAUUAAGGAAGCCCGGACAAAAAGGCUCUUCCGUGAGCAUCGCAGAGCGGUAUUGAGAAGAAUCUUGCGCGAAGAGAUCCCGAAGAAAAGGGCGGUAGGCAGGAUUCAGGAACUCACAAAUGCCUCGCCAGGACAGGCAACACCCCGGCUUGAUUCAGACAUAAGAGGGUAG